This is a messenger RNA of Alexandromys fortis (reed vole), 3777 nucleotides long. It is a transcript of the gene Ikbip, whose product is annotated as IKBKB interacting protein. The coding region runs from base 22 to 1143 and encodes 373 amino acids. NCBI's taxonomy places the organism in Eukaryota, Metazoa, Chordata, Mammalia, Rodentia, Cricetidae. The transcript is spliced from 3 exons. The record is from RefSeq and is a predicted model, not a curated record.
GAGGUCUUUAGGGUUCCAGACAUGUCCGAGGUGAAGAGCCGGAAGAAGCCGGGGCCCAAGGGGGCUGCCGGCGAGCCCGAGAAGCGGAGCGAUGGCAGGAAGAACCCCGAGGCGAGGGGAGGCGCGGGCUGGGCGGACCCCCGCACCGGGCUCAGCCUGCUGUCGCUGGCGACGUGCUUGGGCCUGGCCUGGCUUGUAUUUCAACAAUCAGAAAAGUUUUCGAAGCUGGAAAACCAAUACCAAUUGCUGCAAAUAGAAAGCAGAGAGUUUCAAGGACUACAGACUACCAUCAGUUUAAUUUCAGACAAGCUGGAGUCUACUGAAAGUAUCCUGCAGGAAGCUGCACCAUCCAUGGCUUUGAUGACCCAGUUUGAACAGGAAAUGUCUGGCCUCCAAAGAUCCAUACAUGACAUUGAGGACAGUGAAGAGAUGCUCACUCGGAAGAUGCAAAGCCUUAAUGAGAAAUUCCAGACCAUUACAGAUUUCUGGGAGAGAACCCUGGCAGAAAUGAGCAACAAUACAGCCACUUUCAAAUCAGAAGCAAAGCAUAUACAUUCUCAAGUUACCAUGAAAAUUAACUCAGCUGAGCAAGAAAUGAAACUGCUCACUGAACGGCUAAAAGAUUUGGAAGACAGCACACUACGAAACAUCAGAACAGUAAACAGACAAGAAGAGGAGGAUCUUCUCCGAGUAGAGGCACAGCUCAGCUCCAACACAAAAGCCGUUGAGAAGCUAGAAGAAGAGCAACAUUCACUCCUAGCCAGAGAUGAGGAGCUGACCAGUAAACUUGCCAACUAUGAACCCAAAGUUGAAGAGUGCAAGGCCCAUUUGCCAGCUAUAGAAAAUGCAAUCCACUCUGUCCUCAGAGUCUCUCAGGACCUGAUGGGGACAGAAAAGAAAAUGGAAGACCUCACUGUGCAGAUGUUUAACAUGGAGGACGAUAUGCUAAGGGCGGUGUCUGAAAUAAUGGAGAUGCAGAAGACCCUUGAGGGAAUUCAGUACGACAACAGCAUACUAAAGAUGCAAAACGAACUGCUGGUUCUCAAAGGGAAAGUUCACGAUUUCAUAGCAUAUUCAAGUUCAGGAGAAAAGGGGACUUUGGGAAAAUAUAACCUAGAAAAUAAGGGAGCCGAUGAUUAUUAAGCUUGCUGUGUACCUUUUGAUGGGCUGUAUUGUUAAAUGGAGAUCAGUCAGUUCUACUUUAAAGAAAUGGCUCUGCCUCACUUUACCAAAGAAUAAGUGGAGUAUGGACCACAUAAUCACACUUUUAUCCCUUUAAGAUGUAACACUUACAUUAACCAUUUUAAAUAGAAAUCAUUCUGCUGGGAGGUAGUGGUGCACGCCUUUAAAUCCAGCACACAGAUGCAGCAGCAGGUGGAUCUCUGAGUUCAAGGCAAGCCUGGUCUUCAGAAGGAGUUCCAGGACAGCUAGGGCUACACAGAGAAACCUUAUCUCAAAAAAAUAAAAAAAAAAAAAGAAAGAAAGAAAAAGAAAAACAAGAAAAUAGUUCUAAAAUAUAUAUAUUGCUCUACUUUUAGGCAACAUAUUUAAUAUUUACAUGUCUUUCCAAUAAUUAAUAGACAUUAUUAUGAAUUAUAUUUAUUAUACUAGAGAUAUAUGUGUGUAUCUAGAGACAUAGAUAUCUACAUAUAGAUGUCCAUAGCAAAUACUGAGACCACUUACCAUUUCUCUAUGUGACUCUAGUUUUCUGUCUUCCAAAGCCGUGUCUGUCUCUCAUGCCUUUUCUGUCACCCGUUCUUGCAGUUGGUUGAUAGCAUGCCUGCCUCUGCAGCUUCUUUAUGUUCAGACAGCCAGGUUCGUAGGGAUUUUAUGUAAACUGAAAGGUAACAUGCCUGCAGGAGAGCCUGGGGGCUCUUCUGUGAGGCUUCGCCACCUUCUGAAAACCAUGGCACCUAGGAAGUAGUUUCCCUUUCACAAAGGUUCUAAACUGGGCUGGAGAGAUGGCUCAGUGGUUAAGAGCAUUGCCUGCUCUUCCAAAGGUCCUGAGUUCAAUUCCCGGCAACCACAUGGUGGCUCACAACCAUCUGGAAUGAGGUCUGGUGCCCUCUUCUGGCCUGCAGACAUAUACACAGACAGAAUAUUGUAUACAUAAUAAAUAAAUAAAUAUUUAAAAAAAAAAAACAAAGGUUCUAAACUGUGUUACAGCUACUCAUAAGAGGUUUAAAAUGUGAGUAAAUAUGCUUACUCUGACCUCAUUAAUAUUUCCCGUUAACCGGUUAUGCUUUGGGGUAAUGAGCUUUCGGAGUCCUUUUUUGUACCUGGACUUUAAUUUCUAAAGUUUGAACUGUGUGACACUAGGGUUUACUAAAUAUAACCAGUAGAUACUUAAAGUAAAAAGUAUGCCAAUAAGCCUGUGCCUGUUUUAAAGAUAAAACAACUUAACAGUAAACUGUGAUCAUUGUGAUGUAUUUAUGUCAUUUUAAAGAUUCCCCAACUUAUGAAACUAAGUUUGUUUUACAUACUGAUUUUAUUUUUAAAACAUUAGGGUUGGAGCUAGGCAUGGUGGCAUAUACCUUUAAUACCAGCAUCAGCCUGGGCGGUGGUGGUGCAUGCCUUUAAUCCCAGCACUCAGGCGACAGAGGCAAUGCAAGCAGAACUAUGAGUUCAAAGCCACCCUGUUCUACAUAGUGAGACUAUAUCUCAAAAUAAUAAUAAUAAUAAUAAUAAUAAUAAUAAUCAGUUAACAAGGCUAGGAGAUAGCUUCGUAAGUGAAGUUCUUGCUGUGAAAGCUGAGGACUUUACCCAGCACUGACAUAAGAAACUGGGUCUAGCAGUGCCUGCCUGAAAUACCAGCACUGGAAGACAGAGGCAGAAUGCAAAUAGUACAUGAGAAAACUAUCAAAAUAUCUGUGUCUAUGUAUUCCUUUGCUAAGAAAUUUGCUGAGCUGGGCGGUGGUGGCACACAACACACCUUUAAUCCCAGCACUCAGGAGGCAGAGGCAAGUGGAUCUCUAUGAGUUCGAGGCCAGCUGGGUCUACAGAGCAAGUUUCAGGACAGCCAAAACUACACAAAGAAACCGGCUAGAAAAAUAAAAAAUAAAUAAAUAAAAAAAGAAAUUUGCCUUGGGGUCGAAGAGAUACUCGGUGGUCAAGAGUACUGGUUGUUCUUGCAGAAUACCUGGCUUUGAUUCCCAGUACCCGUAUGAUGGCUCACAACCAUCUAUAAACUAAUUUUCUAGGGUAGCUGGCACACUCUUUUGACUUUUGCAGACAGCAGGCAUGGCAUGUAUAUGGUGCACAGACACAUACACAUAUGCAAAACAUUCAUAUGCAUAAAAUAAAAUAAAUUUUUUUUUGUUUUUUCGAGACAGGGUUUCUCUGUGGUUUUUGGAGCCUGUCCUGGAACUAGCUCUUGUAGACCAGGCUGGUCUCGAACUCACAGAGAUCCGCCUGCCUCUGCCUCCCAAGUGCUGGGAUUAAAGGCGUGCGCCACCACCGCCCGGCAAAAUAAAUGUUUUUAAUUUCGUAUUUAUCAGAGUCGUCAUUGGAGAGACCUAGAUACAUUUAAUGAAUCUUCCUUUGUUCUUUGGUGUGUGUUUUGGAGCUUUUUAUUUUAUUUUUGAGACAGAGUCCCAGUAUGUAGCCCAGGUUAGUCUUAACUCACCAUCUUCCUGCUUUUGCAUCUCAAGUAACAGGGUCACAGAUAUAUGUAAUGGCACAGGCUUCAUUUUGUUGUGCCUUAUGAAAAUUGCCAAUAUUGUAAUAUACAUUUUUGUAUCUCUGUAACUGAUAAUAAAUAUUAUACCAAUUAGCUCA